This is a messenger RNA of Cercospora beticola, 1075 nucleotides long. RefSeq names its product glutaredoxin. Gene Ontology annotation, cellular component: cytoplasm; nucleus. Gene Ontology annotation, biological process: cellular response to oxidative stress. NCBI's taxonomy places the organism in Eukaryota, Fungi, Ascomycota, Dothideomycetes, Mycosphaerellales, Mycosphaerellaceae. Gene Ontology annotation, molecular function: glutathione disulfide oxidoreductase activity. The record is from RefSeq and is a predicted model, not a curated record.
GCAGAGAAACGACAAAUUCGCCCUGGUUCUCCCGGUGCCAUGCCAAGAUGGUUGUUCGGCGGAGGAGGGCCAGGUGCGGAGCGGGUCAAGCUGCGGGUGGCGAUGGGGCGGAACCGCGCGCGAGGAGGAUGGAAGAUGGAUGAGGCCGCCAGCGAGGUGCUCCUGCUCCCAUACCAGGCGGCCUCCGAACGAAGGCAGCAAGGCAGCGUCGCGCUUUCCUCCGCGAUGAAAGUGCUUUUCGCGGGGUGGUCGUCGCCGAUCAACGCUGCCCAUGCACGCAGCUCCGAGCCGCGCUCCGAAUGGACACGCCUGGCCUGAGGAAGUUGACGCUGACGUGCUUGCUGCAUGCCAUCAUCUGUACAAACUGCUCACCACCCCCACCUCCCUGUUGACCGCAACAACCACACCGCUCCGCACCGACACACCCUCACCACCGCCACCAUUAACUUCCUACGCACCUUCUUCACCGGCGCGCGUUCAGCCAGCCCGAAUUCCGUCAUGGCCGCCAAAGCAAAAGCACAGGAAAUCAUCGACAACAAUGCAGUUGCCGUCUUUUCCAAGUCGUACUGCCCGUACUGCAAGGCUACCAAGUCGCUUUUGAGCGAGUUGGGCGCAAAGCCAUACAUCAUCGAGCUUGACCAAGUCGAUGAUGGUGCUGCCAUCCAGGAUGCCCUCGAGGAGAUCACGUCUCAGCGUUCCGUCCCAAACAUCUUCAUCGACCACUCGCACAUUGGCGGCAACUCCGAGCUGCAAGCCAAGAAGAGCCAGCUGCCUGACCUUUUGAAGAAGGCCAACGCUGUUUGAGAGGUGUGGACGGAAUAAUCAUGUACAGGGACAACGAGAGCCUUAAAACACGACAGAGUUGUCAUGAAGUUCGAGUGGCUGCAUCAACCCCACACUUACUCAAUCAUAUCUCAUACCACGUUUUCAAAUGAUCGGUCACUGGCAGCAUGAGCCAUGGCGAGUCUGCCUCAUGUCUAACUUGCGAUCCUAGUCGAGAUCGCCAUCUAAUGCCAUCUUCCGCAUAGCAUCCAGUGAUUUUGAAACAGCCAUUUGUGCUCCCUCCCUGUGCUGC